AGCGGCUCCCUGGGCCGCCGGGCCACCAGUGGGAGAGCCAGAGAGCCAGAGAGCCGGUAGGCGGCCGGUCGGACUGGACGCACUGCCGCUGCCGUCCCUGCACCCCCCUCGGACUAGCUGCGCCCCCCGCACCCGGAGCAAGACCUCCAACCCCGGAGCGCAGCCAGGACCUGCUGCUGAACCACCUCCUGAUUUCACUUUGUGAUGGAGUUACAAAAGCCUCCCGAUGGUGGAUGGGGCUGGGUGAUUGUCUUGGCCUCCUUCUUUACACAGUUUCUCUGUUAUGGGUCCCCAGCAUCUGUUGGAGUCUUAUACAUCCCAUGGCUGGAGAUUUUCCGUGAAGGAAAAGGAAAGACAGCCUGGGUUGGAUCCCUUGCCAAUGGAAUUGGUUUGAUUGCAAGUCCCAUCUGUAGCAUUUGUGUUUCAUCCUUUGGUGCGAGAGCUGUGACCAUCUUCAGCGCCUUCUUGGUAGCGGGGGGCCUCAUGCUCAGCGGCUUUGCCCCAAACCUCUACUUCCUGUUUUUUUCCUAUGGAACAAUUGUUGGCAUUGGGUGUGGUUUAUUAUACACUGCAGCAGUGACCAUCACAUGCCAGUAUUUUGAUAAACGCCGAGGUCUUGCACUUGGCCUGAUUUCAACAGGUUCAAGUGUUGGACUUUUUAUAUAUGCUGCACUUCAGAGAGAACUGAUUGAACUGUAUGGAUUAGAUGGGUGUUUGCUCAUUGUGGGUGCCUUGGGGCUAAAUAUAUUACCCUGUGGCAUUUUGAUGAGACCCCUUCCGCCUGCUAAGUCGCCUCCGCCAGAAAAAGCACCCGUCGAAAGUGUUUCAGCCAAAUACUCCAUAUACAAUGAGAAAGAAAAGACCCUGGAGGACAAUGUUAACAUUUUUGAAAAAGGCUACAGUGAAGAGAAAUUUGUGAGACCUUUGGCCAUUAGUGACUCCAAACCCGAGAGUUCAUUCCAUGAGAAGGAGUUAGCCACUGUGCAGACAAAAGAAACUGAUGCUUACAAACAGAAAGUCGUGGAACAGAAGUAUUUUUGCAAACAGCUGGCUAAGAGAAAAUGGCAGCUAUUUCAGAACUACUGGAAAGAGACAGGCGAGUUAUUCAAGAACAGAGUCUUCACUGCACUUUUCAUCGCCAUCUUUCUUCUUGAUGUUGGGGGCUUUCCGCCUCUGCUGCUAAUAGAAGAUGUUGCCAGAACUGCGAAUGUGAAGGAGGAAGAAUUUAUCGUGCCCCUGGUUUCAAUCAUUGGCAUUUUGACAGCUGUUGGAAAGUUGAUCUUAGGAGUGGUGGCUGAUUUCAAGUUUAUCAACACUGUAUAUCUCUACACGGCCACCUUGGUGUUGAUGAGCGGGACCUUGUUUGCUAUUCCCUUUGCCAAAAGUUAUAUCUCAUUUGCAAUACUUUCUGGACUGAUAGGGUUUUUAACUGGCAAUUGGUCCAUCUUUCCAUAUGUGACUACCAAGACUGUGGGAAUUGAGAAAUUGACCCAUGCCUAUGGGAUUUUAAUGUUCUUUGCAGGACUUGGAAAUAGCGUGGGACCGCCCAUUGUUGGUUCAUUUUAUGACUGGAAACAGAACUACGACCUCGCAUUCUACUUUAGCGGAUUUUGUGUCCUGGUCGGCGGGUUGGUUCUGCUGCUCGCUGCCUUGCCUUGGGAGAACAUGUGUCACAGAGACAGCGCCGAGCCAGUCCCAAAGCGUUCUGUGUACCAAGCUGCAUCUCAAGCAUAGCGGAGCACUGGGAUGCCUCUUAUCACCACCUUCUGCUCUCUCUCUAGCAAAGUCCUCAAGAGAUUUUGCAAAUGGCUCAAGUAGUCAAGACCCUUUUUUGAUUAGACCAAUCUCCCAGUGGCUGGCUCUUACCAGCCAUCACCUUCCUUCUCCCCCAACCUCAUUUGGCUGUAUUUCUGGUUGCCCAUUAAGUGGGGUCUCCUUUGCUACUGCUUCCCCAAGGUCUUGAAAUGGUAGCAAACUUGGAUGGCAUGAGGAGAUACCUCUCUGCAUCGAGGAGUGACAUUUCCCUGCCCACUUUGGCAAACCCACAAUGAGAUACCCAGUAGGGAAGUCUUCUGCAUUUCAAACUGUGAAGCAGCCAGUCUAAUGUGAUGCGCACAGAUGCCAUGGGGAUCUUCUGGAUCCCUUCUUCUCUUGGUAAUGUAAGCUGAUUAACUGCUCUAAGUUUUGUUUUAAAAACUGAUCAAGAGAAGCAACCCAAAUUCACCAGGGAAUGAAAAUUUUUCUGGAAAGGGGCAUUCAAAAUGGCAGCUGAGCCAGAUGACAGUCCCUGUUGGGAUACUGUGAUACCGUCUUAUUUUUUGUUUCCUAAGUGUCAAGUUCAUUCAGCAUCCCACUGAGCACAUAUACAGCACAGUUCCCUGGCCUCAAGGAGUUUGCAGAGGGGCAGGUGAGCUCCCAGCAUGCUGCUGUCACUGACACCUGGUCUACAUUGUUUGCUAAACAAAAUAUUACCCACUCUUAUUAAGUGGCACCCACUCAACAGAUGUUCUGCCAAGGAAGGGGCCAGGUGGGAGGGUGGCAUUUCUCUUUCUAUGUUUCCAAAUUGGAAAUCUGGAUUUUGAUCAUUCCAUUAGUGCAAAUGGGAGCCUUCCAUUGAAUUUGAACACAGCCCAGUUGCACAUUUGCACAUCUGCCAGAUGAAGUGAUUGCUGCUACAGAUGUGCCCAUUUUUUCCAUAACUGUUUACAAAGCUUGUCUUCAGACUGGAGGGGAACCAUGGGUAUUGGGGGUGAGGACAUUGGUUAGGUGGGGAGGAGGAAUGAGAAAUUAGUGCUUUGGCCCAGCUAGUCCUAGGAAACCCAUCUUAGAAAGAAAAAGAGGCAUUUAACAAGUCCACAUUGCUCUAAGGUAUUUCUAGUGGGGAAAAAUCAUUCUCUUGAUGUUCAAAAAAGAGAAAGAAACCACUGAGGCAUUGAAGAGGUUUCAAAGAGCCACAGAUGGCUUCUUAAAUGGGGAUUACCCCCUCCCUAGUGCCAAAAUUCUUUCCUAAUUGUUUUGGAAGAAUAUGAUAUGAAAUUUUAUUUUGUAUUUCUCCGUUGUCUUCCUUCUGAGGCAUCUAAAGCACUUUACAAUCAUGAAUUGCCUCAAAAUGUCCCAGGGAGAGAAAUAGCUGACCCUUCUGUAGAUGGGGAAAACCCAGAAAUGGAGAGAUCUGGGCACCCCUACAGGGUGCUAAUGGCUCUGGAUAGAACUUUUGGACUCCCCUCCCAUAGUCUGCAGGAAUUUCUGUACCUUGCCCCAGGGUCCCCAUGAGGUGUUGGCUGAUAAGGACAGUUAUAAAGAAAGAAACAAAAACUCACCAGUGGGUUUUGUGUGUGAAGCAUCUUUUUUUUCCCCCAUGGUGUUCAGGAUGCUCAUGUCUAGAAUGAACAUAAAUGACAAGCUUGUUUACCUCAUAUUAUAUGGACAUAUUUGACAUGAGGGGAUUGUCAGGGUGUCUUUUUUGCCCUAUGUGUCUGUUAAUUUUUACUCUGUUCUUGUUUUUUUUCUCACUGUCUAGGAAAUGCAU
Molecule: messenger RNA, 3529 nt
Organism: Dromiciops gliroides (monito del monte)
Lineage: Eukaryota; Metazoa; Chordata; Mammalia; Microbiotheria; Microbiotheriidae
Gene: SLC16A9
Product: solute carrier family 16 member 9
Exons: 6
Coding region: 205-1734 (509 amino acids)
Biological process (GO): transmembrane transport; monocarboxylic acid transport
Molecular function (GO): monocarboxylic acid transmembrane transporter activity
Source: RefSeq, a predicted model, not a curated record